UGAAUGAAGUAUUUCUGCACCUCAAGUAAACCCAUUUUCCCCCUCUGGUCACAUGAGCUUAUUAGAAAGAAUUAAUGAAUUCUGCAGAUUCUUGCACACAAGGAAGUCCUGCACUGACUGACAAAAACAAACAUGUCUAAAAGUGAUGAGUUGUAAACCCGAACAUUUUAGCAGAGAAGAUAAAGUGUGUGAGGCUGAAACGACGAUUCGCCAACAAAAACCUGAGUUUUGGUUGGUUGCAGUCCCUCACACCCACUGAUCACAAGCGGGGUUUAAUCCCUCGCUGCUUUCACAGUUUACUGCACCGGACUUUGGCUUCUUCUUCUCUCCGAAAACAAAGCGCUUCAGCAAACAGCAGACUCAAACAUGUCCCUCCUCACCCACCUGCUGGCGUGCCUGUUUGGUAUGGGCUCCUGGGUCUCCAUCAACGGCUUGUGGGUGGAGCUCCCUCUCAUUGUCCCGCAGAUCCCAGAGGGCUGGUACCUGCCCUCCUACCUCUCCAUCCUGAUUCAAAUGGCGAAUGUCGGGCCUCUCUUCAUCACCCUGAUGCACCGUUUCCGCCCAGGCGCUCUGAACGAGACUGCCGCCAUUUACGUGAUCAUCAGCCUGGGCACCGUGGCAACUUUCCUGCUGGGCUUCUUUUGGAAGGAGACGGUGGUUGUGGCGGGGGCUCCUCGCAGUGUGGCUCUCCUGGUUUUGACUUUCUUCCUUGCUCUUGUCGACUGCACCUCCUCUGUCACCUUCCUCCCCUUCAUGAUGCACCUGAAGCCACAGUAUCUCACCACCUACUUUAUAGGAGAAGGUGUGAGCGGCCUCCUGCCCGCCCUGGUGGCUCUGAUCCAGGGGGUGGGUGUCGUGCACUGCAAGAACAGCACACAUCAUCUGAACCAAACCUUUCACACCUUCAGUAAUGUUGUUGAGACAGAGCUGCAGGCCCAAUACCAGCCUGCAAACUUUUCUGCAGAGGUGUUCUUCUUCUUCCUCAGUGCCAUGAUGUUUGUCUGCCUGCUGGCUUUCCUGCUGUUAAACUACCACCCUUCUGUGGCCAGAGAGCACCCAAACAAGAGAUACACCAACGGCAUUAAAGAGGCUUGUCAGAAAGGCAGGAUGUGCAACGAGCAGAGAUCCAUGAUUGAUCCUUACAGGCCUGCCAGGCAGAGGCGCAAAAGCAGCUUUGGCACCGGCGCCUACAGCUGGUGGCAGGUGUUUUACAUCUUCGUCAUUCUGUCCUGGGUGAACGCUCUGACCAACACAGUUCUGCCCUCGGUCCAGUCCUACUCCUGCAUGCCGUAUGGGAACAACGCCUAUCACCUGUCUGCCACGCUAGCUGCUGUGUCCAAUCCAGUGGCCUGCUUUAUCGCCAUGUUUGUCCCCAUCAGAUCCUUGGUGUUCAUGGGAGCUCUCACCGUGACGGGGAGUGCAGUUGGAGCUUUCAUAAUGAGCAUGGCUGUGCUGAGUCCAUGUCCUCUACUGGUGAAUGAUACCUCAGGUGGUGCCGUCAUAGUGUUGGCCUGGGUCUUCUUCAUUCUCUCUCUGUCCUACGUGAAGGUGAUCAUUGGCCUGAUCCUGCGAGAUGAAGGCCACAGCGCCCUCGUGUGGUGUGGAGCUGUGGUGCAGUUAGGCUCUCUGCUGGGAGCCAUCACCAUGUUUCCUCUGGUCAGUGUGUACGACUUCUUCACAUCAGGAGACCCGUGCAACACGAAAUGUCCCUGAAUGUGUUGCACUUUCGUUUGUUUUUAUUGUCACCUGAUUAAGACAUUUUAGGAAAAUGUGCAAUAGAUGUAUAAACAUAUUUGUUUCCAAAUUUUGUUUAAGUUUUUGUAAUAGUUCAGACACAUGUUGGCUUCUUUUCACUUAUUUAUCUUUUGCUUUUUGUUUUUCUAUUAACUCCAUAGACCAUUGUUAAGUGGUUGAUUGAGCAUACAAAAAAUAUGUAUAUAUUCUUAAGACAAGUAUAUAAAAUGUUGCCCCUGACAACAAACUGUGGUCAAACAAACGCUACUUGGGACGCUUUUCAAUCAGAUAUACCUCAUUGUCUUUGAGCUUUGUUUUUUUUAUUUUUAUUUUACAGCUUUGUCAUUUUUUUCCUUUUUGAUAAUUUUUUAAGAAUACUGCAUUGAUUUUAUUUACUUUUUAUGUUAGUCUAUAUGUUCAGUUGUUGAUCCAGCCUUUUUAGCUGAAAAUCAAGGUCCUUGACUCGACCACUUGCUUGUUUUAGAAGAAAUCUGGGAGGAAAAACUUAACUUUGUAAUAAACGGAAAAUACAUCAAGCAGUCGUAGUAGCAUUUCAUUCAGUUCAAUUAUCUUUAACUGUUGAAUUGUAAUGAUCUCUGUACUGUAGUGACCGUCAAACUACACAUUGAUGUCGCAGUGCGAUAAAAAUUGAUCUGGUGUACAGGUGAGAACGCAGACCAUCAUGCAAUUAAAGUACAUUGAGAUGUUUUGCUUCAUUUUUGUAAAUCAAUCUCUUUGUCUUCCAGAUGCUUCCUUUAGGGGUCAGCAGUAAACCAUUCACCUUCACCAUGAUCAACUUGCUGUAUCUUCCUCAUCCUCACCCCCAUAUCCUCCUUCUCUACAUUCAUUGACCUCCUUGGUCUUCUUUUAGGCCUCUUUCCUGGUGGCUCCAACAUCAUCCUUUUACUAACAUAAUCAUCGUCCCUCUUCUGAAUUCAUCUCAUUCUGGCUUCCUGUUAUUCUUUUUCUAUACUUUUUGUAAUUAAUCUAAAGUAUCUGUAGGUUUAAGAAUUAAGGCAAUACUAAAUAUUCUUAAUAUGAGGCCACAUACAUAUGGUACAGAGAGCAAAUUCAAAGUGUUAGGACAUAUUGGGAACAAUUUUCUACAUCCUGAUGCUUUUAACAUCUUCAUAUUCUUACUGUAACCAAAUUAAAAGAAAAAGAAGCUGGUUCCACUUGAGAAAUCAGUGUGAAAUUAUUUUUUUCUGUCAUUGUUUUGCGAAAGCUAACAUAUCUUUAACAGAUUUUUUCCUUUACAUUUCUUUUGUGGACAUUACAGUCUUAGAAACUUGUGUUUCUCUCUCUAUAGUGUCAAACUCAAUCGCACAGGCGGCCAAAAUCCAAAACACUUCUUAGGUUAUAGGC
Oryzias melastigma (Indian medaka) is the source of this 3099-nucleotide messenger RNA. RefSeq names its product riboflavin transporter 2. The coding region runs from base 367 to 1713 and encodes 448 amino acids. Gene Ontology annotation, cellular component: plasma membrane. Gene Ontology annotation, biological process: riboflavin transport. The record is from RefSeq and is a predicted model, not a curated record. NCBI's taxonomy places the organism in Eukaryota, Metazoa, Chordata, Actinopteri, Beloniformes, Adrianichthyidae. Gene Ontology annotation, molecular function: riboflavin transmembrane transporter activity. The transcript is spliced from 4 exons.